This is a messenger RNA of Durotheca rogersii, 453 nucleotides long. RefSeq lists its product as uncharacterized. Lineage: Eukaryota; Fungi; Ascomycota; Sordariomycetes; Xylariales; Xylariaceae. The transcript has 2 exons. Gene Ontology annotation, cellular component: nucleus; mitochondrion. Gene Ontology annotation, biological process: mitochondrion organization. Bases 1 to 453 code for a protein of 150 amino acids. The record is from RefSeq and is a predicted model, not a curated record.
AUGCCUCGCAACCGCUCCGCCGCCCGACCCGCUCCCUCUCGUCCUACCGUCCCUGCGCGGUCGCCUGCUCCCCAGCAGACACGCCCGGCCGCCACCUAUGCGCCGGCUCACGGCGCUGCUCAGCACCCCCCCGCGGCCGCCGCUCCCCAGGCCUCGCAAGGUCCCGGCCUCUUCGGCCAGAUGGCCAGCACUGCUGCCGGCGUCGCGGUAGGCUCCACCAUCGGCCACGCCCUCGGCGGGCUCUUCACCGGCGGCGGCUCCGCGCCGGCCGACGCCGCCCCCCAGCAGUCGGAGGCCGCGACGGCGAACUACAGCCAGCAGCAGAGCAACAAUUGCCAGGGUGCCGCCCUGAACUUCACGAAGUGCAUGGAUGACAACCAGGGCAACAUGCAGAUCUGCAACUGGUACCUCGAGCAGCUCAAGGCCUGCCAAGCCGCCGCCAGCCCGUACUAA